Diabrotica balteata is the source of this 1020-nucleotide messenger RNA. Lineage: Eukaryota; Metazoa; Arthropoda; Insecta; Coleoptera; Chrysomelidae. The record is from the annotation of a GenBank genome assembly.
AUGGAAGUUUUUGGCAUCCGUUUUGCACCUUUAAACGUUCCGCUGGUACGCCGCAUCCAAACAUUUUGCGUGGCAAUAUGGAUGGUAACAAUGGCCUUUGGAGGAUUUAUAGGCAUAAUUUUGGCUGCCUAUCUGGUCUUCUUUACAAGACUGUGGUGGUUAACACUGAUAUACCUUAGCUUUAUAUGGCUUAAGGAUUCAAGUAUUAGCGAAAAAGGAGGGCGGCCUUCCAAAUGGGUGAGAGGAUGGCUUAUCUGGAAGUACGCGAUGGAGUAUUUUCCUCUCAAAAUAGAAAAGGUGCCUUCUGUCGAACUAGAUCCAAAGAGGAACUAUCUAUUUUGUAUCUUUCCGCAUGGGUUACUGUCCACUGGAGCCUUUAAUUUCGGUACGGAAUUCAGUGACUACAAAAAUCUCUUCCCCAACCAUCAAUCCAGUAUAGUAACUUUGUCCCAACACUACCAAAUGCCGUUUUUCAGGGAAAUUUACUUAGGAUUAGGAGGAAUAGCUUCUUCAUCUAAAUCCAUCGAUUACGUCCUCAGUAGACCUGAAGGAGGCCGCGUAGUUGCUCUGAUGGUAGGAGGAGCUGUAGAAGCAUAUUUUUGUAAACCUGGGAAUUACCAAAUUAUGUUGAAGAAUAGAAAAGGUUUUAUUAAGUUAGCACUGAAGAAUGGUACUCCAUUAGUCCCGGUGGUUUCCUUUGGAGAGACUGAUUUGUUCGACCAACUUGAAGGAUCUUGGCUGAGAGUUUUUCAAGAGAAACUCAGGAAACAUAUUGGUCUGGCCCCUGUUCUUCCUAUAGGUAGAGGAUUCUUCCAAUACUCGUUUGGUUUAAUUCCUAGGAGGUGUCCUGUUACCACUGUUGUCGGCGAGCCCAUGGACGUUCCUAAACUCGACAAUGUAACAAUAGAAGACAUAGAAGAGUACCACGAAAAAUUCACGAAACACCUGAUCGCCAUGUUCGAAGAACAAAAAUACAAAUAUGUAGAAAAACCGGAAGAGAAAAAACUGGUAAUAGAAUAA